Molecule: messenger RNA, 1671 nt
Organism: Tetrahymena thermophila SB210
Lineage: Eukaryota; Ciliophora; Oligohymenophorea; Hymenostomatida; Tetrahymenidae
Product: transmembrane protein
Exons: 3
Biological process (GO): nuclear membrane organization
Cellular component (GO): nuclear inner membrane
Source: RefSeq, a predicted model, not a curated record
AUGAGAGGAAAUUAUAUUUUAUUUAUUUUGUUUUUCGUAGGCUUUGCUCUUGUUUCUUCGAAGCAAAAUAAAAGCCAGAUUGAACUAUAAUCUUUGGAUUCUUCAGAAACUCUUAAAAAGUAGAUCUAACACAGCAGCUCUCAUGAGAAAUCCCUUAAGCAUUCUUCUUCUUAUUCAAAAGAAAGAUUUUCUUCAAGAAAGAAGUUUCAUUAAACAGAGACUAACCCUUCUCUAGCUUAGACUACAAUUGCUGCAUCACACAAAACAAAAAGAAUAGAACAAAGAGGUGAUUCUGUUUUAGGUGAUAUGGUUAUCGGAGCUCUAUUAUUUUUUGCUGGUUUCCCAUGCUUAUGGUUCAACGAAAAAGGAUAUGCCUAUACAAAAACAUUCUUGAGAAAGUAUCUUAAAUAAUGCAUUAAAGUAGAGCCAACAAUGGUCGAUUCUUAAAAUGAGGGAAAACUAGUUUGCGUCAAUGGUGAUACUACUACUUUUGACGUAAUUUAAGAUCCUGCCUUUAAUAUCUAAGUUUAAAAUUGUAUUAAACUGUACAGAAAAUGCGAAAUGUACUAAUGGGUAUAAGAUCGCCAUACACGUAGAAUUAACAAUAGUGAGGAUGAAGUUUAUUACACAUAUACUUUAAGUUGGAAAGAUAGCUUUAUUGAAAGCAGAACCUUUGUUGAAGAGUUUGGGCAUGAAAAUAAUAACAAUGACUGGCUUUAUAACGAAUAAGAAAUGUAUGCUCCUACAGUUAACUAUGGUGCUUUUUAUUUAACUGAAAUUCAAAAGAAAAAGUGCUCAAAAUAUGAACCAGUUAAUGUAGAUCUUCCUAUCCUUCAAGAAUUAGCUGCUAAAGGUAAUUAUUAACUUUCUUCUAAUCCUAUAGUUUAGCAAAGUGCUAGCCAAAAUUAAUCAAAUGUAUCUCCUGUCAAUCCCAUGACUGAUGGUUAUCCUAAUCAAUAAGGAUACUAUCCUGCUCCUUCUUAAAACAACAAUUCUUGGGGUUAAAAAACUAUCCUUUUCUAAGAUGGUUACAUUUACUUUAAGAAAAAUGUAAACACUACUGCUACAGCUGGUGAUUUCCGUGUCAAAUUUACUAAAAUUCCAUGUGGUGAGAUAACUGUAAUUGGCUAAUAAGCUUAAGGAUGUAUUGAAACAUUCUCUCCUGAAGAAAGUAAAUAAAAAAAAGAUUUAAAUGACGAUGAAGCUUUACAAGAUGGUAAUGGAUGCUGUUUUUGUUGCUCUGCAAUAUGUAAAGUUUGUGAAAUUAUUAAUGCUCCUAUUAGUGAAAUUAAUUGGGUUAAGGAAUAAAAAGUUAAAAAGAAAGUUAUUUUCUAAGAGUAACUUUCAAGCUAUGAAUUGAAGACCUGGUUAAUGAGAUUCUUAGGUUUCUUAUGUUUCAUGCUCGGUGUUUAUUUCAUGCUUUCACCAGUAUAUACCUUAUUAUAUUGGUUCCCAUUAGUAGGUAGAUUCUUAGGAGCUCUAGGUAGCUUCAUUUGUGGUUUAGUCGGAUUUUUAAUUGCUGUCCCUUUAACAAUACUGGUCAUUAGUAUUGCUUGGUUAUUCUAUAGAAAAGAAAUCGGUAUCCCACUUUUAUGUGUAGCAUUAAUCAUAAUUGGUUAUUUUACUUACGCAUAUGCUAAAGACUACAAAGGAGAAUAAUCAAAAUUCUGA